ACCUAUCGCAGUGAAUACUGGAAGCCAAAGAAUUUUAAGAUGGACGACAGCCCCAAAAUUCUGCCGGACAGCUACAGCUCCAAGUACGCCUCGAAAUACGGAGCGUCCAGCAGCACCGCUAAAUGGGACGAGCCCGACACUGUCUACGGUCCCAGCAGCGACAAGAAACCCUAUUCUAAGGUAGAGACUGGGUCCUCUUUCUUCUCGACCUAUGGAUACACCAACCGUAAGAAGGAUUACGUGGCCGAGAAGGUGCGUGACUAUUACUACUUCGGAGACCAGCCCAAGGAUGGCAGCUCAGUUCGCUUCAGCAGACAGGCCAUCACAGAGUCGGAGGCUGUCGAGCCUGACGUGUCGGAGGAGCGCAAAGAGCGACGCAAGAAGAAGAAGUCCAAGGAGCCUGAGGACACCAAGAGCAUUGAGGCUGCACCUGCUGAGCCAUCUGCUGUAGCUGCCGCUGCACCUGAAGCAGCUGCCGAAGCUUCUGUCACACCUGCAGCGGACGCAUCUGAGGGGGCGGCAGCUGAAGAUGAGGUGCUCGAUGAGAAGGAGCGUAAGAGGCUCGAGAAAAAGAAACGAAAGGCUGAACGAGAAGCAGCGGCUAAGGCGGCCAUGGAGGCUGAGCUUGAAGCUCUCGCAGCAGCCGAGGCCGAGUUAGCUAAGCUAGAGGCUGAGGGUGCAGCACUAGCAGGACCUUCCCCAGCUCCUGCUGCUGGGGAUGCAGCCCCUGCGGGUGAGGCUUCUGCUAAAUCCGAAUAAUCUGCAUAGUCUCCCUGUCUCUUCUCCUAUCGGCACGCCUGCUCUCAUGUAAGUAUCGCUAACGCCC
Hyalella azteca is the source of this 826-nucleotide messenger RNA. RefSeq lists its product as uncharacterized. Lineage: Eukaryota; Metazoa; Arthropoda; Malacostraca; Amphipoda; Hyalellidae. The record is from RefSeq and is a predicted model, not a curated record. The transcript has 6 exons. The coding region runs from base 40 to 759 and encodes 239 amino acids.